This is a messenger RNA of Histoplasma mississippiense, 282 nucleotides long. RefSeq lists its product with no specific name. The coding region runs from base 1 to 282 and encodes 93 amino acids. The transcript is spliced from 3 exons. The record is from RefSeq and is a predicted model, not a curated record. NCBI's taxonomy places the organism in Eukaryota, Fungi, Ascomycota, Eurotiomycetes, Onygenales, Ajellomycetaceae.
AUGAUUGAACAGAUCAUCAACAAGCAUGAUGAAAUAGAGAUGAUUGAAGAAGAUAUCCACCACGCCACGUCACUUCCCUCAAGGAAGGGACUGGAAAAGGUCAACACCAAAAAGGGGUUCAGAGGUUUUAAUCGUGGGUGGGAAGGACAUCUACUACGCCACACCAUUUCUCUCGAAGAAAUGGAUAGUUAUAUGAGCCUAUAUAGAUACCGCCGAAUGGACCGAGGGUGGUGGAAGCCUGCGGAUUAUAGGGGCGUAGUAAAGCUAGGGCGAUUAAGGUGA